Messenger RNA from Bombus huntii, 1663 nucleotides. Its product is annotated as mitochondrial outer membrane protein SLC25A46-like. Bases 161 to 1375 code for a protein of 404 amino acids. The transcript is spliced from 5 exons. Gene Ontology annotation, biological process: mitochondrial fission; mitochondrial membrane fission. NCBI's taxonomy places the organism in Eukaryota, Metazoa, Arthropoda, Insecta, Hymenoptera, Apidae. The record is from RefSeq and is a predicted model, not a curated record. Gene Ontology annotation, cellular component: mitochondrial outer membrane.
UUAAGCGGAAGUGAUAUAGAUACAGACAGACGUCUUUUUGUAAUCGAAGAAAGCGACAAGUUGAACGAAUUAUAUAUAUUUAUAUAUAUAUAUGUAUAUAGUUCUAGGACUAUUCAGAAAAUGUACAGUUAUAAUGCUUAAAAAAUUACUUUCCUAAACGAUGGCGGGAUUGGAAAGUUACGAAAGAGUAUAUCGUGGGAAACCUGUGUCUAAAUCUUGGGAAACUGGAAAUAAUUUUCCAUAUAUUUACCAUGGACAAGAGGUUAUUCGUCCUUUAGAUGUUCCUGUUGUGCAUCCUCUAGUCGAAGAUAAUCCACCUUCCGAAGGAGAUCUUACCGUAAAGAAAUAUAUGGUAGCUAGUUGUGGAUUAGCAACCUUAAUUACAGAAACUUUAUUAGUUCAUCCCCUUAUUGUUCUAAGACGGCAGUGCCAAGUAAAUCCUGGAUUGAGCAAAUAUCAUAUAAUACCAAUCACUUUGGUACCUGUGGUCAUACGUCUCCAUCAAACUCAAGGAAUAAAUACAUUAUGGAAAGGAAUUGGAUCGGUGCUGCUUGUAAAAGGGAUGUUGUUAGCUAUCGAAGAUUUCAUUUCUAAAAUAACACCAUGGCCAAAAGAAAUAACAUGUAAUAGUUCACUGAAAGCAUUUGGACAACAUAUCCUUCUUAAAUGUAUUUCUUUAGGUUUAGUAGCACCAUUCUAUUCUGCAUCAUUAGUAGAGACGGUACAAUCUGAAAUUGCAUCUGAAAGCCCUGGCAUAUUGGAUGUUUUUCGAGAUGGUGCAAUUCGUUUAGUUGAAGUGAGCAACAAAGGCAGACUAAUUCCCAUUUAUUCUCUUCUACCGCCAACAAUUGCUUAUGGAGUAUCUAAAUAUCUUUUCACUCUAGCCGUUCAAGGAGUUACUAGUCGUAUUAUGCAUAUUAGACAAAAGCAGUCUCAAGAGUUAAGAGGUGCAUAUAGCAGAGACUUGCUGUCAGAGACUGUUACACAAGAUAUAGAAUUACAGUCGUCGUUAGUUUCUACGUUCCUGGCAGAAGCAUUGUUUUAUCCUUGGGAAACGGUGAUUCAUAGACUUCAUCUUCAAGGUACGCGAACCAUCAUCGACAACUUGGAUACAGGUCGUAGCGUGACACCGCUAUUGACAGGAUAUAGCAGUGCAAGAGACUGUUACAGUACGAUUAUAUCUACCGAGGGACCCCUUGGUCUAUACAAAGGAUUUGGUGCUCUUAUGUUAGAAUUUACAGUAAAUAUUAUAAUAGUGCGGGUUAUUAAAUGGGCUUUCACAGAAUUACGAACAGUACUAAGACCAAAACCAAAAUCACGAGAGCCCAUCAAUACACGAGAGCCCGCUCCACAUUGGUACUACAACAACAUAUAAAACAGCAUCAACUUUAGUAUUACCUUUUAUGUUAUUAUAUAGACUGUACUAUACUUAUACAUGCAUAGGCAUGAAAUUGCUACACUGUAGUGAGUUGGUUAUUCUCUUCUUUUGUUAUUGCCAAAUUAGAUCAAUAAUUUAAUGCUUUCAGUAAUUUUGAACAUUUUAAUAUCUUUUGAUUCAUUAUGGAAUAAUCAAGCGAAUAAAAUUUCCAAACUAUUGUGUACGUGUAAUUUAUGAUACUUAAAUAUAUAUAUCAACGAGGAAUAAAAGAAUUUUAGAAUUGAA